AUGCUUCCUAACAGAACAUUAAAAUUUAAAGGAGAAAAAUGUUCAGGUGGUAAAAUGUCCAAAGAACGUCUGACUGUCUUAGUUUCAGCAAGUAUGACUGGUAAAAAAAUGAAACUGAUCAUAAUUGGAAAAUCCCGUAAUCCACGAUGUUUCAAAAACAUCAAUAGUGACUGUCUACCGGUAACAUAUGAAUCUAACUCCAAAGCUUGGAUGACUGCAGAAUUAUGGUCUAAAAUUUUAUUAAAUUGGGAUUUAGAGUUUGGUAGAAAAAAAGAAAAAAUUUUACUCUUAGUAGACAAUUGUCCAGCACAUUGCGCUGUAGCAUUACGCAAUAUUAAACUUGUAUUUUUACCCAGUAAUUGUACGUCUGUUCUUCAACCAAUGGAUCAAGGCGUAAUAAAAUGUAUGAAAACUUAUUUUCGAAAAAGUUUGGUUCUAAAUAUGAUCAAUAAUAUUGAAAACAAAAUUGAAGCAAAUAUCAGCGUAUUAGAUGGUAUAUUAAUGAUUUUUAAAGCUUGGGAAAAAGUAUCAGAGAUUACAAUACGAAAUUGUUUUCGUCACGCUGGUUUCAAUAAUGCAAUACCACAACAAAUUGUCCAAGGAGAACAAGAAGAAGACAUAAGUUUCCCAAACAUAAAUGAAUAUGUUAACUUUGAUAAUGAUGUGCUAACUUCAGAACCAUUAAGUGAUCAAGAAAUUAUUUCUUCAUUGAUUAACCAACCCGAAGAACCCGAGGAAGACGAUAAUAGUGAAGAAGCUGAUACUCCCGAUGGAGAUUUAUCUAUUAAUGCAGUGUUCAAUGCAGCAAAGAUGUUAGCAAAUUAUAUGGCUCUGAAUAACGUAAGUCCAAAGAUAAAUUUUGAAGAACUAGAAAAAAAAAUAGAGCGUGAUUUCUAUACUAACAAAGUUCAAUCUAAAAUAACAGAUUUCUUUAAAUAA
Molecule: messenger RNA, 939 nt
Organism: Aphis gossypii (cotton aphid)
Lineage: Eukaryota; Metazoa; Arthropoda; Insecta; Hemiptera; Aphididae
Product: tigger transposable element-derived protein 6-like
Exons: 1
Coding region: 1-939 (312 amino acids)
Cellular component (GO): nucleus
Molecular function (GO): DNA binding
Source: RefSeq, a predicted model, not a curated record